This is a messenger RNA of Nycticebus coucang (slow loris), 1654 nucleotides long. Its product is annotated as calreticulin-like. The transcript has 12 exons. Lineage: Eukaryota; Metazoa; Chordata; Mammalia; Primates; Lorisidae. The record is from RefSeq and is a predicted model, not a curated record. The coding region runs from base 1 to 1464 and encodes 487 amino acids. Gene Ontology annotation, molecular function: calcium ion binding. Gene Ontology annotation, biological process: protein folding. Gene Ontology annotation, cellular component: endoplasmic reticulum membrane; endoplasmic reticulum.
AUGAGGGGGCUGUGGCUGCUGCAGCUGCUGCUGGUGACCUACACACUCGGGGAGAGGACACAGCGCAGGGUCUACUUACGGGAGGAGUUUGAAGACGGGGAACCCCCUAGACGAGAGCACAUCAGACCACGGGAGCUAAAUGUCAAACCACAAGAGGAUCUGCAGUUUCUGACGACAACGAGCAGGAAGAGACCCAUCCCUCUCAAGUGUUUUUUUUUUUUUUACAGUCUCACUUUGUCGCCCUUCUUUACAGACAGAUGGAAAAAAAGAUGGGUGGAAUCUAAACAUCAACUGGAUUAUGGUAAAUUUCAGCUCACUGCAGGAAAAUUUUAUGGUGACAAAGAAAAAGAUAAAGGUCUCCAGACCAGUGAAGAUGCCAAGUUUUACGCCCUCUCAACAAGGUUUGAGCCAUUCAGCAAUGAAAAUGAGACCUUGGUGGUUCAGUUUUCAGUAAAACACGAGCAAGGCAUUGAUUGUGGUGGCGGGUAUGUGAAACUCUUUCCUGCCACCCUGAACCAGGAGGAUAUGCAUUCGGAAUCCGAGUAUUACAUCAUGUUUGGCCCCGACAUCUGUGGCUUUGGGAACAACAAAGUACAGGUCAUCCUUCAUUACCAAGGGAAAUACUAUGAGAAUAACAAGACCAUCAAGUGCAAGAUCAAUAAAGACACUCACCUGUACACUCUGAUCAUUCGCCCCAAUGCUACCUAUGAGGUCAAAAUUGACAACAAGAAAGUGGCAGCUGGUGGUCUGGAGGAAGACUGGGACUUCUUGCCUCCUAGGAAAAUAAAAGACCCUUAUGCCCGGAAACCAAGGAAAUGGGAUGAACAUCUGCAAAUAGAGGAUCCUGAUGAUAAGAAACCUGAGGACUGGGAGGACUUUGAGUACAUCCCACACCCAGAGGCCAAGAAGCCGGAGGACUGGGAUGAGGCUAUGGAUGGGGAGUGGGAAAGGCCUCUGAUACCAAACCCAAAGUAUAAGGGACAGUGGAAACCUCGGAUCAUUGACAAUCCCAAUUACCAGGGGAAGUGGAUUCAUCCAGAAAUAGACAACCCUGAAUAUAAACCUGAUCCCACCAUUUGUCGCUAUUAUAAUAUCAGUGUUCUUGGCCUGGAACUUUGGCAGGUAAAAUCAGGCAGCAUCUUCGACAAUGUCCUUCUUACAAAUGAUGAAGAAUUUGCUGAAAAGGUUGGAAAUGACACCUGGGGAAUAAGAAAGGACCCAGAGAAGCAAUGGAGAGAACUGUAUGAAGAAAUUGAAAAAAGAAAGCAGGAAGUAGAGGCCAAGAAGAAAAAGGACAAGGAGGAGGAAGAGAAAGAUGACAUCUGGGGACUUGAAGAAGAGGGAAGUGAAGAGGAUCCUGCUGAGGAAUCAGGAAGCGACAGGCAGCUGCAGGAAGAUGAUGCUGACGGAGCAUUUCUGAGUAAAAAUGAAGAAGUCCUUUUUGACCAGAAGGAUGAACUGUAACUGGGAGAAAAAUGGUUAUGCUUAGAGGGAGAACAUGUGCACGAGGUUGGAGCAAUUUGGGGCGAGAAAUAACUUGCUCUUUCUUGAAUAAACUUAGUAUUUCCACCCCAGCUCCUUUGCUCUGUAUGACCUGGAGAAAGUCAUAUUAUGUCUUGAGGCUUCUAUUUCCUCAUUAGUGGAAAGGGGGUAA